CCCGUUCUUUUCCACGUUCGAAUUUUGGUCACAGACCUCAUAAGAUUAGUAAACGAAAAAUGCUUCGAUCUGCCAGCUCUUUUUCGCGUUUGCUUAACAGCAGCAAAAAGACGGCUCCAUUGGCAGCAGCAUGGAAGAGAUUUUAUGGUGAUGGUUCAAACACAAAGCUGUUUAUCAAUGGCCAGUUUGUUGAGUCCUCGACUGACAAGUGGAUUGACAUUCACAAUCCAGCCACUAAUGAAGUCAUCUCUAGGGCCCCUGAGACCACCAAUGCUGAGAUGGAAUCAGCUGUUGCCGCAGCAAAAACAGCCUUUCCUGGUUGGGCCGAUCAGUCCAUUCUGUCUCGGCAACAAAUCAUGUUUAACCUUCAGCACCUUGUCAAAAAAUAUAUGAAAGAAAUUGCUGAUAUAAUCACCAUGGAUACUGGCAAGACAACAGCUGAUGCUAUGGGCAGUGUUCAAAGAGGACUACAGGUUGUUGAACAUGCCUGCUCAAUCACUUCUCUACAGAUGGGUGAAACAGUGUCACAGAUCACCAAGGACAUGGAUACUUAUUCGUACAGGGUUCCAUUGGGUGUCUGUGCAGGAAUCACCCCGUUCAAUUUUCCAGCAAUGGUGCCAUUAUGGAUGUUUCCUAUGGCACUGGUUUGCGGCAACACAAUGGUCAUGAAACCAUCUGAAAGGAACCCUGGUGCCACCAUGUUUAUCAUGAAACUGGCACAAGAAGCUGGCAUUCCUGAUGGCUGCGUAAAUGUUAUACAUGGAUCUGUUGAACCUGUCAGAUUCAUCUGUGAGCAUCCUGACAUCCGUGCCAUUUCAUUUGUUGGUUCAGACACAGCUGGAAAAUAUAUCUAUGAAACAGGUUCCAAGCAUGGAAAAAGAGUGCAGUCUAACAUGGGAGCAAAGAACCAUGGCGUUAUCAUGCCUGAUGCUAACAAGGAAAACACAAUAAACCAGCUCGUUGGAGCAGCAUUUGGUGCCGCUGGUCAAAGGUGUAUGGCUCUUACCACAGCGAUAUUUGUUGGAGAAAGCCAAGAAUGGAUUCCAGAUCUUGUAGCCAAGGCUAAAGAACUCCAAGUUAAUGAAGGUCAUCAGCCAGGUGCUGACCUUGGACCUGUUAUUUCUCCGGCAUCAAAAGAACGUAUCUGUAGUCUGGUGCAGUCUGGUGCUGAACAGGGAGCUAAGAUUGAGUUGGAUGGCCGUGACGUGAAAGUAAAGGGUUUUGAGAAAGGAAACUUUAUUGCACCAACCAUCGUGUCUAAUGUUACACCGGAAAUGACGUGUUAUAAAGAGGAGAUCUUUGGACCUGUUUUGAUCACUAUGAAUGUGGACACACUGGAUGAGGCCAUUGACAUAGUGAACAAAAACCCCUAUGGUAAUGGUACCGCCAUCUUCACGAACUCUGGAGCGAUCGCACGAAAAUACCAACACAAAGUCGAUGUUGGACAGAUUGGCGUCAACGUUCCCAUUCCUGUUCCACUGCCCAUGUUUUCGUUCACGGGAUCACGUGGAUCUUUCUUAGGGGAUUCGCACUUUUACGGAAAACAGGGUAUCAACUUUUACUUAGAAGUCAAAACCAUCACAAGCCUUUGGAGAGACGAGGACGCCGAAGCUCUUAAGGCCCCGACAGCUUUCCCCACUAUGAAGUAAACCGAGCGAGCAUCAUCAACAUUUGCAAGAAAUUCUUCUGAUGGCAUGAGAGCACGGAAUAUAACUGCCUUAACAAACUCGACGACCAUAAACUGGGAUUUGAAAAAAAAAUUAAGAGGAAAAACAUUCCUGAGUGAAAACAAUGUAGAUUCGAACAAAUAGCAGUUUUUUACUGGCUCGACGCCGCUAUGAGGAGCGACCGUUAGCGAUAAUGGCGCGCGUGCUCCUAGGCUAAAACAGGGCUGAAAGCAUGCCGCGCGGUCUUCACAGAUUGUCAAGCUUGAUUUUUAAUGUUGAUUCAUCCUGAUACUGCUAUUUAAAGAACUCUUCAUGAAUGAAAUGAAUGCCGACCAUAAUAAUCAUCCAGUAAUAAAUAUUUUUUUCCCACAGA
Molecule: messenger RNA, 2040 nt
Organism: Orbicella faveolata
Lineage: Eukaryota; Metazoa; Cnidaria; Anthozoa; Scleractinia; Merulinidae
Product: methylmalonate-semialdehyde/malonate-semialdehyde dehydrogenase [acylating], mitochondrial-like
Biological process (GO): L-valine catabolic process; thymine catabolic process
Cellular component (GO): mitochondrion
Molecular function (GO): methylmalonate-semialdehyde dehydrogenase (acylating, NAD+) activity
Source: RefSeq, a predicted model, not a curated record